AUGAACGACUUUUUGAAACAACGAGCAGAAAAGGAUCUUGCUGAGUUGAAAAAGCUUAUCGAGAACCAUUUCGCCCAGCGAAAAGAAGAUGAAGCAGUUCUUGCCGAACUCGUCGAAAAAAUGGAGAAACGAAAAGAAGUCCGACAAAAACAAAACGAAGACCGAGCUCAGCGAGAAAAAGAACGCGCUCAGCGAGAACGAGAAGAAAGACAAAAGAAAGACGAGAUCGAAGCAAAGCGAAAACUCGAGGAAGAAGAGAAGAAGAAGGAAGCUUUGGCGGCCAUGUCCAUGAACUACGGCGGCUACUUGGCGAAGCGACAGGAGCAAGCGCGAAACAAACGAGGAGGUGCUGAAAAGGAGAAGAAAAAGAAGAUCCUCGCUGAUCGACGAAAACCACUCAACAUUGACCAUAUGGACAACGAUAAGCUUCAGGCCAAGGCCAAGGAGCUCCACGACUGGCUCGUCGAGUUGGUCAGCUCUAAGGUCGACAUUGAAGUCAACUUGUCUCAAAUCAACUACCACUUGAAAUGCAACCGAUCUCGCUACAACGAUGCUCGUGAUGCAAAAGCUAAAAGCGGCCCACGAAAACGAUAA
Oikopleura dioica is the source of this 594-nucleotide messenger RNA. The record is from the annotation of a GenBank genome assembly. Lineage: Eukaryota; Metazoa; Chordata; Appendicularia; Copelata; Oikopleuridae.